Messenger RNA from Triticum aestivum (bread wheat), 851 nucleotides. RefSeq names its product auxin-responsive protein SAUR19. Gene Ontology annotation, biological process: response to auxin. The transcript has a single exon. NCBI's taxonomy places the organism in Eukaryota, Viridiplantae, Streptophyta, Magnoliopsida, Poales, Poaceae. The record is from RefSeq and is a predicted model, not a curated record. Bases 61 to 513 code for a protein of 150 amino acids.
UGCAGAACAAAGCAAACCCAGAUCGUCUUCAGACUUCAGUCCGGUCAGUCAAGCUCAAGCAUGUGCAAGGUCAUCAACACGGUCCGGUCGCUCGCCUGGCUGCGCCGCAUCGUGCGGCGGUGGCGCUCCCGAGCGGCGGCCUCGGUGCGGCCCAACAAGGAUGUGCUCGAGCUAGACGCCGCGGUGCCGGCGGGGCACGUGGCGGUGCGCGUGGAGGGCCGCGGCGACGGACAGUCGUCGUCGAGGCGGUUCGUUGUGCCGGUGGCGCAGCUGAGCCACCCGGCGUUCUGGGAGCUGCUCCAGCAGGCGGAGGAGGAGUACGGUUUCCCGUCGGCCUCCGGCCCCCUCGCGCUCCCCUGCGACGAGGACCACCUCCGUGACGUCCUCCGCCGCGUCUCGUCCUCCGAAACCGAGGAGCGCGGCUCCUUCCGCCGCCGCGGUGUCGUGGCGGCGCCGCACGAUGACUCGCGGCCGCUGCUGCAGGGGGUGGCCGUGAAGAAGCUCGCCUCGUGAUCGAUCCUUUUCGAGCAACCCGGAAGGAGCAGCCAGCAGUAGUACAACUACGCGCGCGCCCAUGCCGCGGCGCCGUGCCAUACCCCAUCCAUGGCGCGACAGUUACACUGACAAAGUCCCCCGAUGCUACUGGAUUAUCCAUCAGUCGAGCUGCCAUUUUACAAAAUGUACAUAUUUUCUUCUCCUAGAAAUUAAUUGGAUAUAUUUCUGUCCUAUUUUUUUGCAACCUGUUGCCUGUACCCUGUACCUGCACACAACCAGCUAAAAAAAACACCACAACACGCACGCACACUCACUCAUACGGACACCGUGGCUGAGGAGGAGAGGAAGGGGACGGA